This is a messenger RNA of Antechinus flavipes (yellow-footed antechinus), 3311 nucleotides long. RefSeq names its product leucine rich repeat and fibronectin type III domain containing 2 (gene LRFN2). NCBI's taxonomy places the organism in Eukaryota, Metazoa, Chordata, Mammalia, Dasyuromorphia, Dasyuridae. The transcript is spliced from 5 exons. Gene Ontology annotation, molecular function: protein binding. Gene Ontology annotation, cellular component: postsynaptic density membrane; cell surface. Bases 670 to 3126 code for a protein of 818 amino acids. The record is from RefSeq and is a predicted model, not a curated record.
CACACACACACACACAAAACUGGCUUGCCCAUCUGAACUUGGGGACUUGCAAAUUCCGAAAUGACCGUGGUCUCUGGAAAGACUCGGAACUUGGCACGCUGGCCAAUCCAACCGGCAUCUAUGUAAGCUUCCCAAGAAGGGAUUUUGGUGGGGUCUGAAAGAGAAAAAAACAAGUUCUUUUUUUUUUUUAAACGAUUUUGAUUUUUUUAAUGCCAUGGAUAUAACUGAAUAAGCCGUCUCAGGGAUUUGGACUUGACGGAGGCAGAGUCCAUCUGCCUGCAAAUUCUCCUCUGCGCUUGGGGGGAGCUGGAGGAUUUUUCCCUGAGUCGAUCUUUGGCGAGGAAGGAUGCACAACAGAGCUGAGAGCCUGGCGAAGACUGUUCCCCCCACCCAGGGAUAAAUGGUGCCUCUCGGAGACUGUCCUUCUGAAUUGAGGCCCACAUGAUGUAGCCCAAAGAGCAACAGACUGGGAUUCAGAAGACCUGGGUUCCAAUCCCAGCUCUACCACUGAAUUGCCAUGUGAACUUAGGUACAAUACUACACAGGAAGGAGAGGUGGAAGAGUCAUACUAUAAUCAUGGCAGUCUUUGCCCUUGGGCUUUUUCUCCCUGGCUUUGUCCAGCAAUAACGACCUUCUUUCUCUGGGCACCAAGGCCCAAGUGACCAGACCAUGGAGACCCUGCUCAGCAGCCUCCUGGCAUUUGGCAUGGCAUUUGCUGUGGUUGAUGCCUGCCCCAAGUACUGCGUCUGCCAGAAUCUCUCUGAAUCCCUGGGGACACUGUGUCCCUCCAAGGGGCUGCUUUUUGUGCCACCAGACAUUGACCGUCGGACGGUAGAGCUGCGUCUAGGUGGCAACUUCAUUAUCCACAUAAGUCGCCAGGACUUUGCCAACAUGACGGGGCUGGUGGACCUGACCCUGUCCAGGAACACCAUCAGCUACAUCCAGCCCUUCUCCUUCUUGGAUCUGGAGAGCCUCCGGUCGCUGCAUUUGGACAGCAACCGCUUGCCAAGCAUCGGGGAGGAUACCCUCCGCGGCCUAGUCAACCUUCAGCAUCUCAUCGUCAACAACAACCAGCUGGACAACGUGGCUGAUGACGCCUUUGAGGACUUCCUGCUGACACUAGAGGAUCUGGAUCUCUCCUACAACAAUCUCCGCGGGCUGCCCUGGGACUCGGUGCGGCGCAUGGUGAACCUUCAUCAGCUCAGUCUGGACCAUAACCUCCUGGACCACAUUGCUGAGGGCACCUUUGCUGACCUCCAGAAGUUAGCCCGCCUGGACCUCACCUCCAACCGACUGCAGAAACUGCCUCCAGACCCCAUCUUUGCCCGCUCCCAGUCAUCCAGUCUGACCGCCACACCUUUCACCCCGCCCUUGUCUCUCAGCUUUGGGGGGAACCCACUGCACUGUAACUGUGAGCUGCUAUGGCUGAGACGCCUAGAUAGGGAUGAUGACCUGGAAACAUGUGGCUCUCCAGCCAGCCUGAAGGGCCGGUACUUCUGGCAUGUGCGGGAAGAGGAGUUUAUGUGUGAACCCCCUCUCAUCACCCAGCACACCCACAAACUGCUGGUGCUAGAAGGCCAAGCUGCAACACUCAAGUGCAAGGCCAUUGGAGACCCUAGUCCUCUAAUCCACUGGGUGGCCCCCGAUGACCGCCUCAUUGGGAACACAUCCCGAACUGCUGCCUAUGACAACGGUACCCUGGACAUCCUCAUUACCACCUCACAAGAUUACGGUGCCUUUACCUGCAUUGCUGCCAAUGCAGCUGGUGAGGCCACGGCCACUGUCGAGGUAUCCAUUGUCCAGUUGCCUCACCUGAGCAAUGGCACCAGCCGGACCACAUCCCCCAAAUCCCGCCUCUCUGACAUCACUGGGUCCAGCAAAGCUGGUCGAGGGGGAGGAACUGCAGGAGGAGGAGGAGGAGGAGCAGGGGGUGGGGAGGCCUCUAAAGGGCCCCCAGAGAGAGCCGUGCUUGUGUCGGAUGUGACCACUACUUCAGCUCUGGUCAAGUGGUCAGUGAGCAAAUCGGCUCCCCGGGUGAAGAUGUAUCAGCUGCAGUACAAUUGCUCAGAUGACGAGGUAUUAAUCUACAGGAUGAUCCCAGCUUCCAACAAGGCCUUCGUGGUGAAUAAUCUGGUGUCGGGGACCGGCUAUGACCUGUGCGUGUUGGCGAUGUGGGAUGACACGGCCACCACACUCACAGCCACCAACAUCGUGGGCUGCGCCCAAUUCUCCACCAAGGCUGAUUAUCCGCAGUGUCAGUCCAUGCACAGUCAGAUACUGGGAGGCACAAUGAUUCUGGUCAUCGGGGGCAUCAUUGUGGCCACGCUGCUGGUCUUCAUCGUCAUCCUCAUGGUGCGCUACAAGGUGUGCAAUCACCAGGGUCCUGGGAAGAUGAAUGCUGCCACUGUCAGCAAUGUCUACUCCCAAACCAACGGGUCGCAGCCGCCACCGCCGCCGCCACCAUCCAAUGCGGUACAGAACGGGGCGCCACCGCAAGUGCACCCCAAGGCGUCCAUGAGGAACGAGCAUUUUGGAAGCGGCAGCGGGGCGUCUGGGGCUGCUGGGGCGGGGAUCAGAAGUGGUGGUGGAGGCUUGGGGCGCAGCAGUGGCUCCUCCUCGUCCUCGAGCUCCUUGGGCAGCACGGACGGGGUGGGUGGCCGGGGCCCUUGGAGGCUCCCUCCGCCCGGCUCUCGCACCAAACCUAACCUCGACCGCCUCAUGGGGGCCUUCGCCUCGUUGGACCUCAAGUGCCAGAGGAAGGAGGAGCCUCUAGACUCCAGGACUCCGGUCGGGGCCGGGGCCAUGGGACGUCAUUCAGACCGCGAGCCACUGCUGGGCCCGCCGGCGGCACGGGCCCGGAGCCUCUUGCCGCUGCCGCUGGAGUGCAAAGCGCGGCGCAGCCACUCCUUUGACAUGGGGGACUUUGCCGCGGCGGGGGCGGUGUCCGGGGCGUCGGGGGGCGCAGCUGCACAGGGAGGUUUUAGCCCGCCGCGGAGAGUGACGAACAUCUGGACCAGGCGCAGCCUCUCGGUCAAUGGCAUGCUCCUGCAAUUUGAGGACAGUGACCUCGUGGGGCCCAGGGGCACUUUUGGCAGCUCCGAGUGGGUGAUGGAGAGCACCGUGUAGAUGGCGGUGGCGUCCAGAGAGAGUCCGGCAGCCCCUUCUACCUCCCUUCCUCGCUCCUUUCUCUCCCUUAUGUCAAUUCCGACCCCUCCCUACCCUCACUCCCACCCUACUCCUCCAGUCUGUGGGAUGCUGGCAACAAGGUGGAAGAAAUCUUUCCCUUUUUUAUAUAUAUCAAGUCAACUCUC